AUGGAGACUCCCGGUCAGCGCGAUGCACGAUGUCUCAUAGAGAAGAUUGGUCGCGAGCACAUCUUGAAUGGUGCUAUCAAGGGCACAAGGUUUGAAUUGCUGGUGAGCAACUGCCUUGAAAUCCUAUCAAGCCAGCUAUACGAGAAAUCGACACAUUUCCUACUGGAACUCAUUCAGAAUGCCGAUGAUAAUACCUACGAUAACCCAAGCCCAACGUUGAGCUUCUCCUACAAACCUGGAAGUCUUCGCAUCGAUUGCAAUGAAGUCGGUUUCACAGCGGAAAAUGUGGAAGCUAUAUGCGCGAUCAGUCGCAGUACAAAGUCGGGCAAGACGAGUGACGGGGAAUACAUUGGCGAAAAGGGAAUUGGCUUCAAGUCUGUGUUCAAGGCCUCGGAUGUGGUGUGGAUAUCAUCCCGUGAAUUCACAUUCAAAUUUGAUAAGAGGGAGUUUCUAGGCAUGGUUGCCCCUAUAUGGGCAGACUUUCCUGAACCGACGCGGCCAGGUUGUACUUCGAUCUAUCUCCAACUGUCGGAGGGCUAUGAGGAGGAGACACUUAUCCACGAGCUUUUAACAUUCGAUACUAACCUGCUUAUAUUCCUCCGACGUGUCCAGGAGAUCAACAUUCGAGUUUCACGUCCGGAUGAUUUAAACGAACCGGUCUGGGAAAAGAGGAUUCGGAAAACCGAGAGCCACCAAGGUGCGGAUCGAGUUACAGUCUUGUAUGCCGGAAAGAGCACUUUCCAGUAUCUCAUCAGGACCCACGUUAUCAAAGAUCUUCCCAAGGAGCAUAAGCGUCCAGACUGGCCACAGACGAAAAUUCUACUUGCCUUUCCUACAGCUGAGUUCCCCGAACAGCCUCGCCUGAUUCCCCAGAACGUGUAUGCAUUCCUCCCGAUUAGAAACUAUGGCUUGAAGUUUCUUCUUCAGGGAGACUUCCUCCUCACCGCCAGUCGGGAGGAUAUCGAAAGCACUCUGCCAUGGAACCGCACCAUCCGUGAUGCUUUGGCAGACGCAUUUCUCUUCUCAGUUGACCAUUUCAAUAAGGGAAAGCUGAAGUAUGCCUGGUCUUACUACCUUCCAUCUGCUUCAACGGCAGCAUCUUCUUUUCUCGAACCAGCUAUUGCAUCCAUCUUAGCUCAACUUAAAGAGAGCCCGGUCUUGGAGUCUUGUGCAGGAACUAUGGUGAAAGCUUCAUCUCUAAAGCACGUACCACUGGAUCCGUUUGGGGAUAAAGACGGCAUCCCCUUUACCCUGAGCUCAUACACCGCCGACGGCUACCUGUCAUUGAAAUAUCCAGCAUGGGCUAUUGAAGGAACAAACUCGAUUGGCGCGUCCCAACUUUCUCCGCGGGAGUUUUUGGCAGAUCUCAAUUCCGCGAUAACUCAAGAUCCGACAAUUUUUCGUACAAAACCAUCCACAUGGCAUUCACAGCUUGCAGAAACUCUCGUCAAGCUUUCAACCGAUGCGGAACUCAUGUUUUUGAUACAGGAUAUCUGUCUGAUCCCAUUACAGGAUGGCAACUGGACUUCAGCAAGAGGGCAGUCGAUGUUCUUUUCAAAAAGCGAAACAUCCCUUGAAAUCCCCAGUGGCAUCGAGGUGCUCAUCGUCGACUCAUCCGCAGAGUCUGAUCCAAAUCGCCGCAAGCUCUUCACGACUCUCGGCGUCAAGGCUUGGGAAGCGCCUGAAAUAUGCCGCUUGAUAGUACGAGUACACGAAUCUGCAGACUUCGACCCCAAAAAGUUAGCAGUGGAGCAGCUCAUCUCUCAUGCAGCGUUUCUCUAUAACGCCUCAUGGCAGCCGCCCAAGACCGUUGAUUUAUGGUUUGCAACCAUGCAAGACGAGCGGUGCCUCGGGAGGAAGCUGUACAUCCCCGGAAGUAGUGAGACGAACUCCCCCGCAGCUCGGAUAUUUGCGCAACUUCAGAAGAAAUUUGCAGUCAUUCAUAACGAUUACCUCAAGGCAUUUGCCUCGAGUCCGGACUGGCCCGCUUGGCUGGUCAGCAAUCUUGGGCUCUCAAAGGUACCGCGCUUGGUCACGCCGCAUGUAGAGUCGAAACCACAACCUACUCAACCUACACUGGCGUUGGAGAGCCCAAGAUUGAGCCCAAGUAUACUGACCAAUCAAGCGGGCCAGUCCGGGAUCGAUCCAAUCCCAGAUGACGUAUUGGAGGACUUCGAUUUCGACAAAUUUCUUCAUACCGAAGAUAAAGAUGUGACAAACACCGCUGUCGCAUUUUUCGAUGAAUUUUCACUCAAUAAACAAUAUACCGCCAGUGGCUCUACGAGCUCAGAGGAUGGUUCAGCCGACUCGCCAAUUCGCGCCUCACAUGGAAGACCUGCGGGAUCCUUGCGAACUCGGGAGGACAGGCCGAAGGACGGAAGAAAACGCAAGAAUUCCUUAAGUGAUUCUAUUCCUGAGGUUUUGAUACCUGUCCCCCCAUUAGCUCGGGUUGGCGAUACUGAAAAGACAUUCGCUCUAUCGGAGGAGUUCACUUUCAUGUUUCGUGAAUGUCAUUCGUCGGACGUCCUUCAGCUCCUGAAAGACAACUGGCACUACUAUUCUCAGUGGAUUGAUGGAGUUCACAUGAAAUGGCAGGACGCUGAUUUCCUUGAUUCAAGCUCCCAGCUGAAAAACAGUAUCGGAGCCUGCCUAGUGCAAAGUGCUAAAGGAUCGUUGUCGCUACAAGAUACAGUUCUCCCAACGAUUGACCGCCAACUUGAUGAAGGACGCCUCAUACCCGCGGUGGUUAUCAUGGACCCCCAGCACCCCGAAUGGACACUAUUGAACUACUUCGGCGUUAUCGUGAAACCAGAUAUCCAUUACUAUCUGCGCUGCCUGAUUGCCAUCUCCGAUGAGCCUGUUCCUGAUGUCGACAACGUUGCUUAUAUAUACGAGCAAAUCGAGGCCAGAUACAAAGAGAACGAGGAGCUUAUCAGCGCGGCAUUCCGUGAAAGAGACAUCAUCCUCGUUCAUUUGGAAUCACCACGAUCGACGAAGCCAGCUAGCUGGACGAACAUGAAAGAAUGUAUCUCGCGAGAUAUCACAAUCGAGUCUAAGUAUCCAACCAGCUCAUAUCUCUUCCGGUGUUUGAUAUCUCCGGGAGGAGACCCCAUUGCGCCGAUAGUUGCAACUGCGACCUUGAUCACGAGCUCAACCAAGCUGGAUGAUAUCUCCCGUCUCUUUCGCGACAUUAGCACGGCUCUGAAAGAUGUCAACACCAGCAAGGCUGCCCAGCUCCUUAGGCCCCUUCAAAGCAAACAGAUUUUCCCGAUCACGAAUGGUCCUGGUAAAUCAAAAUACGACAACCUCCUGGAUUUAUACAACACAAGUUGGUUCAUUGCUGAUAAACCGCUUAUCCGAGAAAGCUUUCAUGGCAAAAUUCCCUUGCUAGCUUUGCCAAUUGAGGAUCUACCUGCCUUGCAGGAUCUAUUCCGCGUUUUGAGACUUGAUGGCCGCAUGUUGUCGAAACUAGCGACGAAUCGGACACAGGCGAAGGGGCGACACUCUACUCAUUGGGCUUACACGGCGUCGCUCCGCGAAAAGGCUCCAUUCAUCAAAGCUCUGGUACCCCAUUCGUACCACAACAGGAUGACUAUUAUCCGCCAAAUCGACGAAGUGAGGGUCAGUGUUGCAAUAGACAUACUGCAGACCUUCAUGUUCAAUCUCGCUGGUACCGAGAUCCAAGGUAAUCCUGUUCGUGGUCAAGUAUGUCUAUCUGACACAGGGCACUUGCUCAAUCUCCUCAUGACGGAAGAGUGUGCGGCGGCUCAAUGUCCACCCUACGAGCUAGUCAGCCUCAUUGCCGAUGCCUGCGCAAUCAAAGAUCCGAAUCAUUUUUCGCUUCUAUUCACAGCUCUAAGCGGUUCCAGCAUGGAAAGCAUUUACUCUACAUUUACCCAGCAGGGCAUAUACAUCAAGGGUCUGGUGUUUGACAAAUCGAAGAACAGAUACCGAGCCCAAAGAACGGAUUUGAUGCGUAUCCCUUCUCCCUUUUGGGGUAGUGUGAACCGCAUGGGAUCAUCUUACAGAGACUCAUCAGAUGCAAUGACAUUUGACCGCUUUCAAAGGGGAGAAGUCGUCCACAGUCGCAAUGGAGAUCGACGUUUGCCUAUGAAGCAAAUCAUUGAGGAAAUUCAUUCUCGCCGCCUCGUACUUGCGGAUGACAGGAUCGAUGGAUGGGAUCAUAUUCAAUACCUGGGAGAGCAUAUGACUCCCAAGUGGAAAGAAACACUGGAGGCGAAUCCACCAGUCUACCACCUGGACGUAGUUGUCAGCAAAGGGAGCAAGACCUCGUCAUUUGUCAUUACCUCAUCGCAGGUCGAAAGAAUGCGACAGCACAGGAUGCAUGGCAAUGCCUACGAGGUGAACACCGAUGUUGCGGUCCUAGUCCGAGUCAGCGAUGUGUAUUCCGAUGACCUUUUAUCUGCCGAAUUCUUUGUCGACCCGUGGCGGCUCUUCGAUUCCAAUGAAUUAACUCUCGAAAAUGAUUGGAUCUUCAAGGGCGCAAUACAAGAAAAUCUUAUGGGUCCUACACGAAAGAAACGCAAGCUCAAUGGUCCCUCCAUAUCAUGGGCCAUGCCAGCAGCACUACCUGCGAUACAUCAAACCAGCAUGCCGAAGUUUCGUGCCCGGAAGGAUAAUGAAACAUUCACUCAUCGACCUUUAGACUCCGGAAAUAUUCGCUUGCUGUAUCUUCUUCCAGGAGAGACACGCGAUCUGUUGCAAGGCGUGAUCAUUCAUGUGCCUUAUAGGUCUCCUGGAACAUAUCGAGCUCUAUCAUAUGUAUGGGGCACGAACACGCGAACGAGCGAGUUGAUGACUCCCGAUGGUAUUCUCCGGAUCACACUUUCUUUGAAUAAAGCCCUGCGAGGCUUACGACACAAGGUCAAAGCGAUCAUGUUGUGGGUAGAUGCUAUAUGCAUCAACCAAAAGGACAACAAAGAGAAAGCGCAGCAGAUUCGCCUGUUGCCAAAUAUAUUCCAGUCCGCAGCCGCCACGUAUGCGUUUAUUGAAGGCGGCAAAGGAAGCGAUAAAGCCAUAGAGAUGCAGAUGCAGGUACGAGCCAAGGCCGAACUUGAUGAAAGAUCGAAAAACGAGGCAUGCCCAGCAGACGGAGUAGAGUCGGAAAUAGGGAACGAUUCAGGCAGCGAAACAGAUCCCGAAGAGGGCAUGGAGACGAAUAAUAAAAUGAUCUCAAACGUCUGGCCCAGUACCGAUGGGUGGCCAGCGGAUUUGCCUAGAGUCCCUGCCUCUUGGAAAGGCGAACCUACUCCCCCUCUAGACAAUCCCAUCUGGACUUCCAUUGCAGCAGUGUUCACCCUCUCGUGGUUCCGAAGAGUCUGGAUCAUCCAAGAGAUCGUAGCAGCGCAAAAUGUGAAGAUCGUCUGCGGCAAAUGGAUCAUUGACUGGAACGAACUCUACCUCGCCAUGGAGAUUGUCGACCGCCAAGUUCAGCUAUCGGACCACGACUCUUCAGCUCUCAAAUCGACCUGGGAACCUUUCCUGUCUCUCGCAGCACAACGCGAAUGGGAGGCUCGGCAGCUUCGAUGGAGCCUCAUCAUGCUCCUCGAAAACUUCCGAUAUUCGGAGUCAACACUCAAUCGAGAUCGACUGUUCGCUUUGCUAGGAUUGGCUUCUGACGGCAACGAGGCGGCGUUUGAGCCCGAUUACGAUAGCCCGUUGGAAGCUAUCGUACUGAAAUUCGCUCGGGUCUUUGUCCGGCAGGGGAGAGGCAUGCAACUGCUAUACCGAGCUGGCCUGAACCAACAAUCAGAUAAAUUCGCAUCUUGGAUUCCUGACUGGACGGCGCGACGACCGGGCAGUCUCUACGAUUCCUCUGAAGGCGGUGUUACGUUUGCGGCUUCUGGACCUCAACAGGCUAAGAUCAAGUGCGUUCCUGAUACAGACGAGCUGCUUGUAGACGGGUAUGAAGUGGAUGUCAUCGAAAGUAUAAGCACGACAUCGAACGGCGAGCAAGAAUGGGCGAACUACUUCCGAGAAAUCGACACCAUGGUCGAUAAUGCAGUCCUGAGUCCAGUCCGAGAUUCGCGCGAGGACUUGAAGUGGAAAGUGCCAGUCGCCGGCGUGCUGUAUCCAAAAGUAGCGGUCUCUGGGGGUCUCGACUUGAAAUCGUCGUAUGCGGCGCUACGGAAUUAUCUCAAUAGCAAGCAGAAAGGGAAAGCGAAGGAGACGAACGACUGUCCCAUUAACGGCACUGCGUUCGCUUCAAUGUAUACCAUGGCCCUCGAACACAUGGCGACCACCGCCUUGCCGAAGCAGAGUACGAGUUAUACGGCUGUGCUUGGGGACACUCUUCACGGAUGGAGGUUCGUGAUUACGAGGAGGGGAUAUGUCGGCGUAGUGCCGAAUAUGGCCAGCGUUGGCGAUGUUGUGGUUAUAUUGAAGGGCGGACGGGUUCCGUUUCUCCUUCACGCGAGCGAGACGAGAUCUAGUGCCUUCAGGCUUGUCGGGGAGUGCUACGUUCAUUCGAUCAUGAAUGGGGAAGGUUUGUCAUUGCCUGGGGUGGUUGAGAGCAAGUUUCGCCUGCAUUAG
Mytilinidion resinicola is the source of this 6552-nucleotide messenger RNA. RefSeq lists its product as uncharacterized. NCBI's taxonomy places the organism in Eukaryota, Fungi, Ascomycota, Dothideomycetes, Mytilinidiales, Mytilinidiaceae. The transcript has 8 exons. The coding region runs from base 1 to 6552 and encodes 2183 amino acids. The record is from RefSeq and is a predicted model, not a curated record.